AGACACCUGUUAUGUGAGAUAGUUUAGCGAGUUGUCAGACGACCAGCACUGGUUAAAAAAAAAAUAAAAAAAAGAAGAGUAUGUCAGUGCCUUUUCGUUAGGUAACCAGUUGACCACGGAUCGUUCUGUGUCUGUGCCCAAUUUUGUUCUCGUCACAUAGAUCAAUGGCGGGCAAUCCAGUAGCGUACCUCACUCGUAGGGAAAUAUUCAGCGCUUGUCACAGAUUACACAGUCCACAACUUACAGAUGAAGAAAACCGUGUAACAUACGGGAAAUGCAAUAACUUUCACGGGCAUGGGCACAAUUAUGUCGUUGAAGUAACACUCAGGGGUCCUGUUGCUGCAGACACAGGCAUGGUAAUGAACAUCAGUGAUCUCAAGAAGUACAUGAAUGAAGCUAUCAUGGAUGUAAUGGAUCAUAAGAAUCUUGAUAAAGAUGUUCCUUAUUUUAAAGACAUCGUCAGUACAACAGAAAAUGUUGCUAUAUUUAUAUGGAAUAACUUAAAAUCCCUGCUACCUAACCCAGAAAUACUGUAUGAAGUAAAAAUCCAUGAAACUGAAAAAAAUAUUGUUAUGUACAGAGGUGAAUUUGCAUGAAAAUUAUCUCAAAGUAAUACAGUCUUAACUGUAUUGACUGACUGUUAAGUUUCCUGGUGAUAAAGAUGUUCGCUGUCAUCUAUUAUCGCAGUUGAGAUUGAUUCUUACAAUCCAUAUGGUAUAUUUAAAAAAAAAAACAUUGGUGUUUUGAUGACAAUGAUUGACUUUUGAGGCAUUCAUACUGUUGAGAUAAGAGCCCAUUUAUUUUAUUGUAAUGUUAAUAUGACUGUUGUAAUGCAUCCUCAAACAUUUUUGCAACAUUGUCAUUUAUUGUAAUGGCUUACAAAAUGAAAGCAUAGAAUGUGUUUUGUAAUGUUUGGACCUUUUUUUUAUAUAUUAAGUACCAGCAUCAUGAAAGGAGUUGUCUUUAUAUUUGAUAAUAAAUAAAUAAUAUGUGUGUGUGUG
Messenger RNA from Schistocerca gregaria, 1001 nucleotides. RefSeq names its product 6-pyruvoyl tetrahydrobiopterin synthase (gene purple). Gene Ontology annotation, biological process: tetrahydrobiopterin biosynthetic process. The transcript is spliced from 3 exons. Bases 165 to 596 code for a protein of 143 amino acids. The record is from RefSeq and is a predicted model, not a curated record. Gene Ontology annotation, molecular function: 6-pyruvoyltetrahydropterin synthase activity. Gene Ontology annotation, cellular component: mitochondrion. NCBI's taxonomy places the organism in Eukaryota, Metazoa, Arthropoda, Insecta, Orthoptera, Acrididae.